This is a messenger RNA of Spodoptera littoralis (African cotton leafworm), 303 nucleotides long. Lineage: Eukaryota; Metazoa; Arthropoda; Insecta; Lepidoptera; Noctuidae. The record is from the annotation of a GenBank genome assembly.
AUGACGAUCGAGACGGAACGUGAUCAAAACGUAAGUACGAUUGUACGCCGCGCGCCGGUAACAAUUAACAAUCGAAUCUUUUAUCUAAUCACGAGGAGAAACAAAACGCCCUCGAUGUUGUCGCCGGGAGUCGGGACACAACAAGGGAAGCCAUGCGUCAGUAUUCCAGCCACUCUUGGAGACAAAGGAUCAAUAAAUAAAGAGGAACAUGUUCCCUGCUUCGAGCUGAUUCUAUGGAUUCUCGAGAAAGCGAGUACAAUAAAGGCGGCCUUAAUUCUAUCUUUCAUCUCAGCUCCGAACUGA